AUGUCGCGCACCACAUUCGACGAUAUGCCAACACUGACCCGCCCAUCACCACCUGCCAGUCCACGGCGACGGCGACACUGGGCAAAGAAGCUAGAGAGAUGCUGCUGUCAAACCUUCGCAUACUUCCCACUGACAUUCGUGUACGGUUUGACAACAUGGGCAGUCUGGGUAGAAGUCAACGUCUCUUUCUUCGGCUUGAGCAUUAGUGGAGCCAGUGUUACUGGACCCUUCAAUUGGAUCAGAGCUGUGCUAGGAGUGAUAUUCUGGGCAUUGGCCAAUUCCUCCUAUACGAUCGCGGUCUUCACGUCCCCCGGUUCGCCCGCAGAUGAGCGGCAGGAUUAUGGCAGAAGAGGUCGCAAGGACGGUGGAUACGAGGGUCUACCGACAUACGAGGAUGAGGAAGGAGGGGUGGCAGAACACGCCGUACCACAGGGCAUGACAAUGGUGACUGCUAAGAGCAGCGGGAAGCCGAGAUACUGCAAGAAAUGCUGUACCCUGAAACCCGACCGAGCGCAUCACUGCUCUUCAUGUGGGAGUGCGACUUGGGUAUGGACAGAGAUACUGGACGAGUCGCAGAUGCAGGAGGGUCUGAAAGUGGUGAACACGAUUUUGUUGGCUGUCCUGGGUGGGAUCAUCGGGCUGGUUCUUUCUGGUUUCACGGGAUGGCAUAUUUAUCUUGUUAUGAGUGGGCAGACGACGAUUGAGAGCCUGGAGAAGACACGAUAUCUUUCCCCAUUGAAGAAAAGUAUGGAGGAUCAGGCACAUCGUAAUUACGUUGACCAGGCAAAUGGUGGUGAUGGACCAGGCAUUGCCGAUCAGCUGAAGGAGAUCCACGCCAACGCUCUGCCGGGUGUACUCAGACCGGAAGAAGGCGAGGAGUCACAAGACCCAUCUCGGACGAAUACUCCCGACCCUGCGCACAAUCGAUACUCCAGCACAAGCUCGCCCGCGAAGGAUAGUCUCCAGCGGUCCUACGCUUCCAUGGAACAACAGCGCGAACGUGAUCGCUAUUCAGCAUACCUUGACGAAGUUGACAGCGAGAAGAUGCCCAACGCCUUCAACCUCGGCUGGAAACGCAACCUGCUCCACGUCUUCGGCGAGACACCUUUGCUCUGGUGGCUGCCCGUGUGCAAUACUACAGGCGACGGCUGGCAAUGGGAAGUCACGCCAAAAUGGUACGGAGCACGCGACGACCUAGCCCGACAACGUGCGCAGCGUGAACGAGAAGAGCAAGCUUGGGGCAACGGUGGCCGCUCUUCCGAACAUCCGCCCAGUUUCGAGCCGCUUCGGCGUGACGUUCGCUGGACACCAGGAGCAGGAUUCGUGAACCAUGCACGCAAUAGUCCUCUUCAGCCACCACCACGUAGAUCACCGCUGCCGAGUAAUGUAGCACAGGCACAGCGUUCGGACUCGGCUGAUCUGCAAAUGCAGACGUUGAGUUCGGCGACGAGGUCAGCGCAGGAGUCCGAUGAGUAUGAUACGAGUAGUGAUGAGGAUGUCAAGAGGAUGUAUCAGCAUGAACAGAUUGCUGGUAUUACUACGGAGAACUCGAACGAUGUCCCUGAUGGGUUCUUAAAAGCUGGGAAGGGGAGGAGUGGAGAGAGGAGUCGAUCAAGCGGACGGAGAAAAGGUGACUGA
Molecule: messenger RNA, 1638 nt
Organism: Recurvomyces mirabilis
Lineage: Eukaryota; Fungi; Ascomycota; Dothideomycetes; Mycosphaerellales; Teratosphaeriaceae
Gene: PFA3
Product: palmitoyltransferase for Vac8p
Exons: 2
Coding region: 1-1638 (545 amino acids)
Source: RefSeq, a predicted model, not a curated record